Messenger RNA from Knipowitschia caucasica, 4887 nucleotides. Lineage: Eukaryota; Metazoa; Chordata; Actinopteri; Gobiiformes; Gobiidae. The record is from the annotation of a GenBank genome assembly.
AUGGACGGCUUUAGAAGCUCUCCUCCAAACCCCCAACCACGUGUCACAGAUAAGACACGUGAGUGGUUUCGAUUUCGAGACAUUUCACAAAGAGGAAUAAAAAGGACACAUCUACAAUGGCACAACAGCAACACAGAAGAUGCAAUGACCAGCUUAAAGCUCACACCAAUGGAGCGCACUGUCGGGGGCUCGGUCCCUGCCACGGAUGAGUUUUACAGCCGUCAUCUCCGUAUGGUCAACGGUGCUGCGGUGCACUCACAUGGGGACAAUCCUCAGACCACUGCAAGUCCAGGAGUACCAAAAAUGGGGAUCCAAGCAAACAACUACAGCUCCGAUACCCGUUACCUGGUCCCGGUAGAGCAUCGCGGCCCUACACAUAGAAACCCGAGACAAAGAAGAAAUCGCCAGCGCAGCAACAGUGACAUGGCUAUAGGGGAAAUGGAGGCCAGUGGGGACAGUGGUGAUGAGUGGAGUCCAACAACAGGAGCCAAACUGUCCCCUUUUCACCGCAACUAUGGUAGCACCUCCUCCAUUGACCAGCAUGGGCUCUCUGGAGAGAGCUUCUUUGAAAUGCUCAAGGGGUAUCAAGAAGACAAGAUGGACCAACGAAGUCCUGCUCCAGACAAACUGGAGGACAUACUGAAUGUUGUAACUAAACAGUCCCUCAUAGAGCUUCAGGAAGAUGUUCCCGACGGCUUGUAUUCCAAAUCUAAAGACAAGCCCCCCAAGAGGCGAACAAAAUCAGAGACAGGCGGUGAGUCCAUAUUUCGUAAACUUCGAAGUGUGCGUGGGGAACUGGACUCUCCUCGAGCCGGAUCAGAAGCAGAUGAAAGCCGGACAGAUGAUUUGGGCCCACCAUUUAAACCUUGGGUUUGUCAGAAAGGUUUUUCCCACUAUGAUGUUCAGAGCAUACUGUUUGACCUUAAUGAGAUUGCCCAGAUGCUUCAAACUGCAGUCAAAAGAAAAAACACCACCACAGGAGCAUCAGCAGCUGCUGUGGCAUCAGCCACCUCCACCAUCUCCUCCACCCACAGCUUGCCUUACAGCUCCCCCAGUGGAAGCCAAGAGGAGCUUAACUCCAGGGACAGAGUUGCAGUCCUCGAGGGUCCAAAGGAGGGACCCAGCUCACUCAGUGACAAGGGCAAACAGUACAUUGUGGAGCAUGUGGACUUAGGAGCCUACUAUUACAGACACUUCUUCAAUCUGAGGGAGCAUUGGAACUACUUUGGCAUAGAUGAGACACUUGGACCAGUUGCAGUGAGUUUGCGGAGGGAGAAGAUGGAGGAAGACAAGGAACAUGGCCAGCAAUAUAACUACCGCCUCAUCUUCAGAACCAGUGAGCUGACAACUCUACGGGGUUCUAUCCUCGAAGAUGCAGUGCCUUCCACAUCUAAGCACGGUUCCAGUCGAGGGCUGCCUGUCAAAGAUGUACUCGAAUACCUUCUUCCAGAACUGGACCUGUCCUGCCUUAGACUUGCUCUCAACACCCCCAAGGUGACGGAGCAGCUAUUAAAACUGGAUGAACAAGGGCUGAGUUUCCAAGUGAAGGUUGGGGUGAUGUACUGCAGAGCGGGUCAGAGCACAGAGGAGGAGAUGUACAACAAUGAAACCGAAGGACCUGCCCUGGAAGAGUUUCUCCAUCUGCUGGGAGAGAAAGUCCGCCUUAAGGGCUUCACCAAGUACAGAGCUCAGCUGGACACAAAAACGGACUCCACCGGCACUCACUCCCUGUACACUACCUACAAGGACUAUGAGCUCAUGUUCCAUGUUUCAACCCUGCUGCCUUACACACCCAACAACAAGCAACAGCUGCUACGGAAGCGGCACAUUGGGAACGACAUCGUGACAAUCGUCUUUCAAGAGCCUGGUGCUCACCCUUUCACCCCCAAGGCCAUCCGCUCGCAUUUCCAACAUGUCUUCAUAAUUGUCCGCGUUCACAACCCUUGCUCGGACAGGACAUGCUACAGUGUGGCGGUGACCCGUUCCCAAGACGUCCCUUCCUUUGGACCACCCAUCCCUAAAGGCGUGACAUUUCCUAAAUCCACGGUCUUCAGGGACUUCUUGCUGGCGAAAGUCAUAAACGCUGAAAACGCAGCUCACAAAUCAGACAAAUUUGGUGCAAUGGCAACACGCACUCGGCAGGAAUACCUCCGGGACCUAGCAGAGCGUCAUGUCACUAGUACUCCUGUUGAACCUACCGGAAAGUUCCCAUUUAUUUCACUGGCACACAAGCGGCGGGAGAAGACUCGGCCAUACAGUGGUGCAGAGCUCAGGAGCCUGGGAGCCAUCACCUGGCAUGUUCACGCUGAAGACCAAGUGGCAGGAUCUGAACGAGAAUGCCUUUUGGCUAUUUCCAAUGACUUUAUCAUUUUGCUGGAUCAGGAGGCCAGGUCGGUCGUGUUUAACUGUGCCACACGAGAUGUUAUUGGUUGGUCGACAGGAAGCCCCGCCUCUCUGAAAAUCUACUAUGAACGUGGGGAGAGUGUGUCACUACGGUCCAUCAAUAACAAUACAGAAGACUUUGGAGAGGUGGUCAAAAGGCUGGAGCUUCUGACCAAGGGUAGCCAAACUACUGAGAUGACAUUGCGUCGUAAUGCACUGGGUCAACUGGGUUUUCAUGUCAAUUUUGAGGGCAUUGUUGCAGAGGUGGAGCCAUAUGGGUAUGCGUGGCAGGCUGGUCUCCGACAGGGCAGUAGACUGGUUGAGAUCUGCAAAGUGGCAGUUGCCUCUCUGUCCCAUGAGCAGAUGAUCGACCUGCUGCGCACCUCUGUCACUGUCAAAGUAGUCAUUAUCCCCCCACACGAGGACUCUACACCACGCAGAGGAUGCUCAGAGAUUUACCACAUGCCACUAGUGGACUACAAGAAUCACAAAGAGGGCAUGCCAUACGAGUUAAAAUUCCCUUUCCGCCCUCCGAACAACAACAACAACACAAAGUGGCCUCGCACCACCUCCUCCAGCCCGCAGACCCGCUCCUCUGCUUCAGCCGCCACACUCAUCAAAGCUCCGCCUCCCGAAUUCAGCAACUCUGCCGUCAUGCCUCGCAGUGUGUCCAGUGAUGGCAGACUCCACCCCAAAAGAUAUUCUCCCGGGAAUGACAACUACGCCAUGGCUUGUUCCAUUGUGAUGGGCCGCACUGUGCAGAACACCAACUCUCCUUCUAACAUAUCCUACAACGACAGCGUGAGCUCCAACCACUGGAAGCAAAAACCAGCUCCAGACGGAUUCAACAACAACAACUGCCAGUCUACUGUGCCAUCCUCUCGACAAGUGUCAGGCGAGGGGAUCAACGGAGUCAAAGGGUGCUCUGGUGUUGCUUGGACACGACAGGGAGAGGUGGAGACUGGUCGGCUACUAGACAAAAACACUGGGGAACCAGUGAUUACAAAUCGACCCAUUUCCAGGCUUCAGUCUGAGCAUGGAUGCCACAUGUCUCCCAACAAAAACAUUAAGGAUGGUCCAUAUUCCUCUAGCCAAUCCAGCAGUAACACACUGUCAAGCAACGCCUCCAGCUCGACCCACAGUGACGAGAAGUGGUACGAGGCGGGCUCGCGCUCAGGUGUGCGAGGAGAACUGGAGCUCAACAGCUUUCUGCAGGGAGCCUCCACUGACAGCGGCAUCGACGCCACCUCCUUCACGGCCACACAGAGCAGCACCGCAUCCUCCAACGGCGGCUUCAGGACCAAAGAGAAAUCUCCCUGGCCGGACGAGGCGACAGACAACAGUGACGCGUCCCCUCCGCUUGAGUCUCUGCUCACGGUCGGAGGCAACGAAACCCAGGCCAAAAGUCCUUCACCGUUCUCCCAACAUCCGGAUGCAUACAAUCUGAAUGAUGCCUCCACUCUGCCCAGCCACAGCCCUUUAAGCCAAGUCAGCAGGUCCAUGUCCCCCGAGGAGGAGCCAACAUCUCCUACAUCUCCCGGAACAAAGAGCUUCUACCCACGUCAGGGAGCAACUUCCAAGUAUCUGAUUGGCUGGAGGAAACCCGGUGGAACUGUCAACUCUGUGGACUUUGGCAGCACGAGGAAACGGCAUCAGAGUGACGGGCCUUUGGCCGGUCAGCCACAGCUCAGGGCAAAUCUUCGUGGAGCUCAGUCCCCACAAAGACAUGCUGCCAAGUCGAGCUUGGAAGAAGAUUUAAAGAAGCUCAUCACACUGGACAGCCCUCCUCCUGUGUCGAGUGAAGAGCAGCACACGUUCCCUUGCCCCACCCCCGGCCGCCGCUCCCUUCAAAGAACAGUAUCAGAUGAGAGCAUAUACAGUGGGCAGAGAGAGGCGUCCUCUGGUGCACAGAGGGAAACUCCCACUGACCUUCUGUUCAGCAGCUCCACAAUGCCAUGCUCACCCACCGCCCGAAACGGCAGGCGGCAGUCACACAAGUCAAUGGGGGACCUAUCAUCCCCCAACAGCAUGGAGUUUGAGCAGGACAAGAAGAAUCAGACAGAGGAUUCUGUCCUAAUGCCCCUGCCUGACCCUGGGACAGAUGCUCCACUGGACUGGGCCCACCUGGUGGACGCUGCUAAGGCCUUUGAGGAACAGCGGUUAGUUUUCCUAGCAGCCCAAGAGGAGAGCACCCUGGCAGAGAAUGUGGCGAUCAGCAGCACCCCUCAACAGGCUGAACCUCAGGCUGCUCCUCUCAGACUGCCACCACCUGGUAAUAUUAAUGACAGUCCGGCGUGUCUCUUGGGAAAAGUGAACCAGCUGGAGUCUUUGGUGAAAACUCUUCAAGAUGAUCUCAAGAAGGAGAAAGAUGCAAAGGCAUCCCUCCAGAUGCAAGUCCAAAGCUUGCGAGAGGAUAACCAUCGUCUGCUCGAGGAGUCGUACAGUGCUUCUACCAAGCUCAAAAAGUUCACAGAAUGGGUCUUCAACACCAUUGACAUGAACUAA